This is a messenger RNA of Phytophthora nicotianae INRA-310, 592 nucleotides long. RefSeq lists its product as hypothetical. The record is from RefSeq and is a predicted model, not a curated record. Lineage: Eukaryota; Oomycota; Peronosporomycetes; Peronosporales; Peronosporaceae. The transcript has a single exon. The coding region runs from base 1 to 426 and encodes 141 amino acids.
AUGCAGGUGCCUGUUUCGCACGUGCGUCUGAUUACGCUGGGGCCAUCGAGCGAGCUAUUCUUGCAAUUAGUCACAGGCGAGAUUGACAAGCGCGUCAAGGCACUCACGCUCACACAGCGGCAACCUUGCCUGUCCAUCUUAUCUGGCGACAGUGGAGUCUCCUGGAGGCGCCGUCGGAGUGGCAAGUUCAACGUGGUGUUACCACGAGAGGAAACUGCGCCUCCAUUUUCGACGGGCAGUUGCGUGUUGAAGUUGUCUGCAACGCUGGGGGUGUUUUGCGGUGACAAUGCGGAGCGAAUUUCGCUCGGAUUCUCAGCUGGAGCGAUGCAGAAGGCAGGCACACCUGUCCUGUUGUCAAGCGGCCAGCCACGACGUGUGUUGGUCAAGCGGACUCAAGUGCAACACGAUGGAAAUUACAAAUUUUAGACGCGUGGAUAUUGCGUGAAAGGCGAGCCAACCGCCUGUUGCUAAUACACCCCGGGGUGACCGCUGCAGCGGCAUCUGGCCAUGUUGCCGAACACUACCAUAGACAAGCUGGUUGUCUACGCAGGCGAGUUCCGAGGACUUUGCCUACUGAUCUCAAAAAGCCCAG